CAUACAGCGGUGUCGCAUGAUACGACGGCCGAAGACGAGUGCAAAGAGUGUAUUUUUUUCUAUUCCUGUUUGAGUUGUUGCCCGUGAAGGAUGCCUUCUGCCUCAAGUGCAAAGUCAGCAAAAGCCUCCAGCGUUCCGCCGGCGGACCCCAGCUCUGUUACGACGACUACGACAACAAAGAGCCCCGUGUCCGCGGCAAGUUCGAUAAACGCGAUUAAUUCGCUCGCGACGCCGUCGGCGACGUCUUGUGCGGUAAAUGCUGCCGGUGGCGGUGCGGCUACGGCCACUGCCUCUGUGCCCAAUGUUGCCGCCGAAAACCAUAACUCGAAUGCCGUUUCGACGCCCAUCAAACAAACAUUGGUGAUAAUCGAGCACAAGAUUCGGAAUUUGGAGAAGCGCAAGACCAAGUUGGAAUCAUAUCGUGCGAUACAAGCUUCCGGUAAAGAAUUGAGUGCCGAUCAAAAGCAAGCUGUUGCCAAGUAUGAUGAGGUUAUGCAAUGCCUCGACUUUGCUCGGGAUCUCACGAAACAAAUGAUUCAACUUUCCAACAAUGCCGAGAAGGAGCAAAAGAAAUUGGCUAGACGAGAGGCUAUAUUGCGCUCUCAGGCUGAAAUCUUGAAAAUCCGUGAAGUAUUGACAAUUCAAAAUAUUCUGAUGCAAUUCGCCGAUGCAACCGUACGGGAAGAUUUUCUUAGUGGAACGAAUGGGGCAACGAAACUGGAAGAAAACGACUUGAACCUAUUGGAGAAAUUCUUUAUCGAUGUUUCCAUUAAACGCCAAGAAUCGCCAGAGGAUACACCGUUUCUAGUGACUGCUCAAAAGGCUGCUGAACUUUUCUCGUUUACGAUUGACGGUCGACCCAAACAAUACGCUGAUUCGACAUUCGAAAGUGUACGGAAACUAUUCCAAAGUAUUCAAGACUGUGGCUAUUUCGAUCGUGCUGGAAAGGUGGAAUCUGUGGAAGAAGAAACAACUGGUGAAGAAGAGUCGACGGAUCAAGUUCAAGACGACGAGAAAACGGACACAAAAACAGGCAUAAACGAACAGGAAAAUUCAAUGGAAAUGGUCACGAGUGAAAUGGUUCAAAUGCAUAUUUCUCAACCACAACAACCUCUAACGACGCAUGUGGACGUUCCGAAAUUCGAAGCACCAUCUGCUGCGGCCGUGCCAGCGCCAGCAUUUCCACAACCAACUCCCUUGCUUCAACAACCGCAAACCCAAGUGCAACCACCAAGUUUGUUGGGUGCAGGACAGAUGCCACCUCCACAGCCUCAAUUACAGAGGCCGGUGAUGGUACCACCAGUAGUGCCCCCGCCGACUGCGGCACCUGGUGGAGUUGUAGGACAACAGCCGCCGCAAGUGGCGCAAAUCCCACAAGGAGGUGUGCCGCCAGCUAGUGCUGUUAAUCAGAUUCAUGGUGCACACUUCCCUCCAACGACAGUGCGUGCAGUGGAACAAGGCUAUUACAAACAACAUCAGUAUCUUCAGCAGAUACGACCUUUGGCUGAUGUGAUCGGGUCAACGAAUUUUUACUUUUUACAAGAAAGUGAAUUGGAUUCACCCGAUAUUGCGCCUGGUGGUUUCCCAGCGAACGAUGGACAAGUAGCGAAUGCUGCUCUUAAUCCUCCAGGAGUGCUUGCUCCACAAAGUCCAAGCACAGUUCCACAGCCGCUCAUUCAACAACAAUCACAGCAGCAACAGUCAACGCAACAACAACAACCUCAAAUUCCUCUUCAGCCAGGAUUGCCAUCACAGGGAACUCCAGCAUCGGGGAUCCCUUCACAGACAUUCACAAAUCAAUCAUUCCCACCAGUUGUUCCGCCACAAGCAGCAAGCAUUUUCCCACCAACAGCUACCCAAAAUCCUGAUCUAGCCGUUGUCCAACAACAACAACAGCAGCAGCAACAACAGCAACCACAACUGCCUCCGGUCGUUUAUUCGCCGCAACAACCUGUAGGUCCCGGUGGUAUUCCGCUACAGUCUCUUGUGCCGACGGCUCAGGCAGUUGUAUCGCAACAACAGACACAAUCCCAAAUACUGAACAGUAUGGUGGAUAGUCAAAACGUAGUUGAUGUAAUGUCACAGCAAGCGGCCGUGAAUAUAGUGAAUCUUAUGGGUGGUGGACCACCCAGUGGUGCGAACGUUCCACUGCCGGGUUUCCCAGCUAACAAAUUCCAACAACCACAGAAUCCGGCUAUUGUGGGCGUACUUCCGACCUCCGUUGCACAGAUGCCCGUUAAAGACACUCUCGAGUCAAUCCAACAACAAUCGCAGCAUCAAACCAACGACAAGAAACAACUUGACGACCUGAACGAUAAUCGAGGAUCGAAACCGGAAUCAUCACAAGACUGGGAUGCUCAUGAACCUCACGUACAAAAGAAACCGCAUUCGCAAUCGAUGGGAUCUCGCCAGGAAGAAGAAUCGAAUCAGUGGAGUAACGAUGUGGCCAACAGCAGUAAUAGCAGUAGCAAACAUGAUUGGAACAGUAAUUUUGACAAUCAAAACGACUCCAACACGUGGAAGAAUAUCCCCAAUGACAACUACACCGGUCGAACGGGUGGUGGACGUAACAAUUUCCCCGGAAGUAAUAGGACAGGAGGCGGCAGCGGUGGAACAGGACGUGGAGGUAGCGGAAUACGUUCAAAUAAUCCAGGCAGUGGUGGCAGCGGUGGUGGACCACCAUCGAACGGAUACCGAGGUCGCUCUAACAACUAUCAACAACAACAGAACAAUCGGAACACGGGCAUGUACUUUAGGAAUAACGAAAGCUACUAUCAGAACCAAAAUGGCAAUACGGGUGGAUACGGCAAUAAGGAUACGAGUGGCAAUUAUGUUGGAGGAGGAGCUAACAAUAAUUAUCGGCCGCGCGGUGGUCCCAUGCCACCAAAUAGCCGACAGCAAAGUGGUGGCCGCAUUGGUGGUCCCCCGAACACUGCAGGCGGCCCAUCUCAGCCGCAAUCCGGACGCAAUAGUGUAGGAGGCGGUGCUGGGCCAAAUCCCAACCGAUCUUCGAACAUUGGCGGUAACAUGUCGGCAAAUCCGAACACACGGCCCGGGCGCAACAAUCCCGGCAGUGCCUAUGGGAGCUCGCGUCCACCACCACCCCCAAACAACGUGCGACAGCAGCAGGACAUUAAUGCCUAACCAACAGCUAUACAUUUAGAAUAAAACAAACCAUCUUUUAAUUAUAUAAAUAUCUAAUUAAUAUAAAAACUACGAAUGAGUUAGUAAGUACAGAAGAGAAAACGAGAAUUACAGAGCAAAGCAAAUAUAAUAAUUCCUUAAAACAUAAAAGUAUAUGCUACUUAUUCAAAUGAGAAUCUUUAAAAUACGAGUCAAAAAGUUUUAAAACUAAUAUAGCGAUAUAUCUAUGAAGUGAAUGAAGAAAACCCUACGAAAACCUUAAAUAUAUGAUGGCUAUUGCUUUUAACUUAAAAAUAUAUGUGAAAACGAAAUAAGAAGAAAGAAAACUGUUGCAUUUACUUAAGUGGAAGGACAACAAAACGGGGCACACCGCUGGAAGGAGGACGGCGUUCAUGGAGGUUGUGAAUGCAAGAAAUGGGCUCGGUGCAGAAGGCUGACGUUUCGCUACAUCUUGACUAAAAUUUAGGAAGGCUGAAUUUCGUUUUACCGGUGGAAAACCGAAGAAGAAUGAAGUGUAGAAUAGAAAGACUUACUAAAGGAAGAAAAGGCGUUCGGAUUCAUAUUAUAGUAUUAUUGUAUUAAAGCAAGUUUUGCGUUGUUUUGAUGAGCUUAUUUUUAUAACAGUGCCCCCAUCGCCCUUCUGUGUGUGUGUGUUGUGAUCACAUUGUCUAAAUGUAGUCUUUCCAAUUCCAGUGGGCACCUACUCUGAUGGAGGUCACCGAACUUCCAGAUGACGUACACGCUAAGAUUCGCCGUUCGUGUGUGUGCUUGUUACACGUGGCUACAUACCACUGGCUGGAUUUUAUUAUGAGUUGGUGAAAUGCACUUGAUCGUUGACCAUUUAUUUUUACGCCUCCAUAGAUUCAAAGAUUUCCUAUUUGGUCUGAGACUAUCUUGGCUUGUAUCUAGGAUCGAAAAACGCUGUUGAAAUUAUGUGAAUACUGAGUUGAAAAUGAAUUAAAUCAAUUACUUAAGUUAUUUUGUAUGAAUAGUUCAGAAUAAAUUAGCUCGAGCUGAAAGUGUUAAAGUUUUUAAAUUGGCAAAAUGAAGGGGGAGUUUCAAGUGAAAUGUAGACAAUGUUUUUGGUGAUUCGUGCGCUCACUUUUAGACUAUCCGACAGAGGAUACAAUAUCAUGAUCGAACGGCGCUAUCUUUUCACGGACACUUAAAACUGCAGCCUUAUAGUUAAGAGAAAGUAAAACUUGCUAAUAUGUGGAAUCUUCAUUCAUCAAUUUCACCACAAAGAUCAUAGCAAACAGUUUCAUAUGUUGAGCAAGUCUAAAUACUCCAUGAAUGUUAUAUUUGAAUCUUUGAAUUGCACGAACCGAGAGAAUAGAAACACCAAAAUUUAUGUAACAAAAUAUUUCAAAAGGCAGUUUUCAUUGGCAACAACUUGGACUGAAUUAUAUUUUGGUCUUGAUUUAUGAGAAUUGAAACAACUAAACGGGAAAAAAAGGAAAACAAAAAAAAAAAAAUAAAGCAAGCAACACGACAGAAUACAAAAAUGUAUAUGACUAGAGAAACGUAUGAUAAAAA
This is a messenger RNA of Hermetia illucens (black soldier fly), 4680 nucleotides long. It is a transcript of the gene Capr, whose product is annotated as caprin homolog. Gene Ontology annotation, molecular function: RNA binding. NCBI's taxonomy places the organism in Eukaryota, Metazoa, Arthropoda, Insecta, Diptera, Stratiomyidae. The transcript is spliced from 5 exons. The coding region runs from base 91 to 3144 and encodes 1017 amino acids. Gene Ontology annotation, cellular component: cytoplasm. The record is from RefSeq and is a predicted model, not a curated record.